This is a messenger RNA of Diachasma alloeum, 723 nucleotides long. Its product is annotated as cytochrome b5-like. Lineage: Eukaryota; Metazoa; Arthropoda; Insecta; Hymenoptera; Braconidae. The record is from RefSeq and is a predicted model, not a curated record. Bases 160 to 591 code for a protein of 143 amino acids. Gene Ontology annotation, molecular function: heme binding. Gene Ontology annotation, cellular component: membrane; intracellular membrane-bounded organelle. The transcript has a single exon.
AAACUUUCAUCAGACAUUUUUCCGAUUAGUAAUAAUCUGCUGCGAUUGCGUUACUUUUAUCACCCCGACACGCGUGCAAUUAAUCUUAUCGUCGUUCUUCUCUAUGUUAUUAUAAUUUGAAAAACUGCUGGCACGACGGUAUAUAUUGAGCUGAUUAGUAUGAGCGAAGGAUCGAGUCCAAGUGCACCAAUGGACAGCAUGGACGUACUUGAGCUGAAUUUUCUGACAGUGCAGUUGGGCGAUGAAAGCCUCAACAAAAUUAAAAAUAAUAAUAAUAAUAAACGAAACGACAGUGAAAGGAUAAUCAGCCUGAAUCAAUUGUCACGGCAUGACAGGCAUGACGACUGCUGGAUCGCUGUUUACGAUCGAGUUUAUGAUUGCACAGAGUUCAUCGCUAAACAUCCCGGAGGGCAGGACGUUAUUCUGGAAUAUGCCGGAAGGGACGCGACUCUUGCCUUCGUCGGCUCGGGACAUUCCGCAGAGGCUACAGCCAUUCUUCAGGAUUAUCUCGUGGGUCAACUGCCGCCGAAUGAGAGAUUGUUUGUCGUGCCUGCUAAUGACAUUGAAAUUGUCAGAAAAGACUCCAUGUGAACCACAUCUGUGUAGCUGUGAAUAUGAUGAAAAGUAUUUCAAUUUAAUCUAUAAUUUUCUUAUGUGACAUAUUAUAUUUCAUAUUACAUAAUUCAUCGAUAAGUAUUGAAUAAAUUAUUUUCUCAUUUUUUA